Archocentrus centrarchus (flier cichlid) is the source of this 2445-nucleotide messenger RNA. RefSeq names its product RNA binding motif protein 38 (gene rbm38). NCBI's taxonomy places the organism in Eukaryota, Metazoa, Chordata, Actinopteri, Cichliformes, Cichlidae. The coding region runs from base 209 to 1075 and encodes 288 amino acids. The record is from RefSeq and is a predicted model, not a curated record. The transcript has 4 exons. Gene Ontology annotation, molecular function: RNA binding.
GAGGGAUACGCCGAUAGGAAAAGACGCACCGCUCGUCUAUUGGACCAGAAGCAGAGUGGGCGCACGUAAGCGCCCGUCCAAGCCUGGAGACUUUGCUGGGUCUUAUUCCAGGGACAGGAGACAAGAGGGUCCAAGACACCUGUCAGGAGAACUACACAUCCAGAAGCUGUAUAUGUGAGGCAACCGGAGGCUGCAUGUCAAGCCAUGGAUGCGCUGUUAUCGUUAUUAUAGGCUGUCGGUGAUCACAGAGCGUAAAGUUUUCCGCUACUGUCUUGUUUUCUUUCCUUUGUGUUGCGUUUUUUUCCCUUCAUUUUCAAGCCGCAUGAGUUCACCGCUGUUUUUAGGUCAGCUGGUCGGGGUUCCAUUAGAAAUAAUGCACCCCACCAUGGAAAAAGACACAACUUACACCAAGAUUUUUGUCGGUGGGCUUCCCUAUCACACCAACGACGCUUCACUUCGGAAAUAUUUCGAGACUUUCGGGGAUAUCGACGAGGCGGUGGUGAUCACGGACAAACAGACGGGAAAAUCCAGAGGAUACGGCUUUGUGACCAUGGUGGACAGGGGGGCAGCAGAGCGAGCGUGCAAAGAUGCAAACCCCAUCAUCGACGGCAGGAAGGCCAACGUGAACCUGGCAUACCUGGGAGCAAAACCUCGCAGCUCACAGUCAAGUCUUUCUGUUGGAGUUCAGCAAGUCCAUCCUACGUGGGCUCAGAGGCAGUAUGGGCUUGCUCAGCAGUAUGUCUACCCCCAGACAUUCCUCCAGCCCAGCCUGCUGCUGCAUUCUCACCUCAGCCCCACAGCAGCAGCGCUCAACUCCCCUUACCUGGACUACAGCUCCGCCUACACUCCCUAUGCCUCCACAGGACUGGAGCAGUACCCCUACACCCCAUCACCGUCACCCUCUGCUGGCUACCUCAGCUACAGCUUCUCCCCCAGCACGCCAGCACCCGCCAUAACAGCAUCGCCGACCCCUCCGUCUGCCAUCCAUCCUCCUCUAGCUGCACUCACUGCUGUGUCUGCCGCACCGCAGGCCUUCCUCCACUACCCUCUGCACCAGCCGGAUCGCAUGCAGUGAGCGACUGAGCAGGGCUGCAGCUGCUGACCUGAUGAGUCAAAACAGCGUGACUGUUGACCUGUGACAUCAUCAGGAUGAGACUGGAAGUGGAAGAGGGUGUGAUAUAAUCAAAAGGGCUUUUCAAGAGCACUCUAGUUCCUGUUUUUUUUUUGUUUGUUUUUUUAUUACUGUUGUAAUAGUUAAAGAAAAUGUUCUAUUACUAUUGUCAUCAGCAUACACUCUGAAUGUUUUUCAUCAGUGGCAGCAGUCAGAGACUGAAAUUAGACGACUGGUAAUCUUAUGGAUGUUUCUUUUACCGCUGAGUUUGGAGGCAGUGUGACCGUCGGGUAGACACCAAGAAAAUAUGUUUGACAUGAUGCUGUGGCUGCAGUUUCUCCAAAGGUACUGAGCUGAAUGCUGGGCUCUAGCCAAGCUGGGAGUCAGUUCCUCCUUCAGAAACACAGCUCCAAUUACCUCCUCUUCAAGGUUAACUUUCUGUCUAUGGCCUUAGAGAUCUGUCUCUGUACUUAGUUCAAUUUGUCAUUUUUAUUAGUCUCUCAUGUGAAACAAGCAAAAAUGUUUAUUGUACUCUCUUUUGCUCCUUUUAUCCACCGCGGGCCAUUUGUUACAUAGCGAUUAUCACAGAAUAUGCAAUAACAAUGACAGAGGAGGAACGUUACUAAGGUAGACAACACUGGUAUAAUAUUUUUGUGUAUUGCUACUACUAGAUUGUUGCUCUGAAAUCAACUUUGUUAAGACUUCAAACAUAUUAGCCAUCACAUGAAGUUCCUGUAGCUGCUUUCUAGGCUUUCUUGACUUUUGCAUCAAGAUCAUCUUUAGAAUUGGUCUUUAUUCAGUUGCUUAGUUGUCCAUGCAGAUCAGAUAAAUGUAUUUGGAUGUGGGUGUCCAGAAGUGUGCGUAUGUGCAUAUUUGGUCUCUGUGAGUUUCAGUGAGUGAGAGACAUACAGUAUAAUGCAAUGCAGUAUAUGCUGGUGUCAGGUCUGAGCUUCUUUUCUAGCUUCUUGUACAGGUCAGAGUUGUUUGUUUUUGUUUUGUUUUUUUUCCUUGAAUGCAGAAUACAGACAGAUUCUUUAGUCGUGAUACUGCAGUUUCCUGGUGCCGCGGCACCAUUUUAAUAGACAUAAAACAAGCCAUACAUCACAUCUUAAACAGAUAUGCAAAAAUAAAGCAAAUAUUUCUAAAUGAGACGUGCUAUCUUCCUGACAGUGGUCAAAUCUGAGUCCUGGUGGACUGCAUUUGUUCCACGAGCACCAUCAGCAGCAUAAGAAAUCAUAGAUGAGUCACUGACAUUUCGUUAUGUCACUGUGCUGCUUUACACUGAUGAACUGGAGUUGUGUUGAAGGUAUGUAGGCAAUAAAUUUUACAAAAUA